GCCUCAAAUCGUGAGGGGGAAAAGUAAUAGUAUAGAUAUUGAAUAAAUUAACCUCAAGCUCUGUUCCUCGGUGCCUCCUUGCCCCCACUGACCGGAUCACGGCAAAACGCAAAUACAGCGAAACAGUCCGACAGACUACAAAUUGUAAAUGGAAGCUGUUAAUAGGCCCCACAAUGCUUUGUGAACUGGGACUGGACAACGUUUUGGCGCCUUGCAGGUGCUCCUGGGCAGUAAGUUUUCAUCCUAUCGCUAAUGCACUCCGGCCCGCUGGUUUGAAGCUGGAUGAUUAGAAAGUUAAUGUGUGAUGCCGCAAAAGUCAUGUCCACAAUUGCUUGCUCCUGUUUUGAUUGGGUUCUCACCGGUACCGACUCCUGAGAACGGCGGAAUUGGUGACGGGACUAUGCACGAAGCCGUCAGCGCAGUCGCUAGCUGCGGUAUUAGUCCAAUUGUUCAUACUUCGGCCCGUGAGGCCCGGAUGUUCAAACGUAUUUCCGCACCAUUGUUCUCCGUUUCUGUCCAUCCUCGGUGGAUUAAACAUCGGUGCCCACGGGAUUCUGGUGCCAUUGGUUUCGGCAGAAGAGUAGGCGCGGUGGGUUACGCCAAAUUCCCUCCAAUAGGAGUGAGAGAGGAUGGGGUUCCAUUGUGAGUUCUCCCCCCCUACCUCGCAGCUCACAUGUGUGCAAAAUUGCUAAGCCCUCUGGCCCGAUGGGAGCUCUUAAUGUCGGUCCUCAAUCGAAUACCCCUAGUCCUCGGGGCGACUGCAUUCUUACAAUUGUUCAGAUUGAGACCAGUCAUGCUCUGGAUAAAUGUGCGUGGGGCAUAAGGCAUCACGUGGUACAUCAUGACGGUUUUAUUUACUUGUUUCUUAGGCUGAUAUGGUUGUGGUUAUGGAGGAGGUGUGCGCUUUCCUGGGCCUUGGGGAACCGCUCGGGUGUCCGGCCAUCGGUCAUCUCUGAUGAACUCCAUUCAACCCUGGUCUCCUCCAUCGCGAAGAUUAGGGAAGCCGUGGUAAAGACUGGUGAGAGCAGGCAUUUUCUCUACCGGUAGCGAUCAAGGUAUUCCCAGACCCUUGAAGCAGGGAAAUCACCCGCUAAUAAUGGUGCAGCUCAUGUGUUCACUGGGCAGAGUUUUAGUGUAGUUUCUGUGGUAGCCAACUUGAUUACCACAGGAGGCUUUCUUUCUGCUGUGUUAGACAACGCUCGUGGUGGACAGGGAGGGCUGGAAAUGUCUGUUCUAUGGGCCCUAAGUGGAGUAUUUAGAAUUGGAAGUGUUAAACCGUACCAGGGCGGCUGGAUUCCGUCCGUGGCUUACAUGCUUGUCCCCGGAAACAAAAUAUGGUUCUUAAACUAUUCGUGA
Molecule: messenger RNA, 1356 nt
Organism: Tuber aestivum (summer truffle)
Lineage: Eukaryota; Fungi; Ascomycota; Pezizomycetes; Pezizales; Tuberaceae
Source: the annotation of a GenBank genome assembly